This is a messenger RNA of Tribolium madens (black flour beetle), 952 nucleotides long. RefSeq lists its product as uncharacterized. Lineage: Eukaryota; Metazoa; Arthropoda; Insecta; Coleoptera; Tenebrionidae. Gene Ontology annotation, cellular component: extracellular matrix. The transcript is spliced from 2 exons. The coding region runs from base 20 to 952 and encodes 310 amino acids. The record is from RefSeq and is a predicted model, not a curated record.
GUUGUGACUGGAAUCAGAUAUGAAGUUUAUUUUUAUGAUUCUUGUCAUCACCUCUGGUGAAAGUCGAACUUUGUGGGAGCCAGAAGUACCAAAACUUUUGGUACCAAUGCUUCAAAAAAGUCCCCCACUUCAGCUCAACCAGUCGUACCACCAGCUUGAAAUCGUGGAUAUUUCUGGAACGGUUUUUUCCCAUUCUUUCUCACAGCUUUACAAUGUGACUGAGCUUCGAAUAACUCACAGCGAAAUUAGAAAAAUUGAGUCUGGUGCUUUAUGUUCACCUCCAAAUUUGACAAUUUUGGAAUUAGAUUUAAGCAUGAACAGUGCACCACCACAACUGACCCAAAAUAUGUUUAAAAAUUGUGAAAAACUGGAUGAGCUUUUUUUAAAGUUUGAUUAUAACACGCCUUCAACAAUUGAAGAAAAUGCUUUGGAGGGUUUGUCCUUAAAAGUUUUUGGGGUUGAUAGUCUCGAAGUGAGACAUUUAAGAAAAAACUUUUUGAAGUUGAAUCCCAAAAAUUUGAGGAAGUUGUUUUUGUCUCAUAUUCACCUUACGAGUAUUGAUUCUGAUGUUUUUGAUGGUUUUUCCAAAUUGGAAGAAGUUGAAAUUGUCCAUAACCCGGAGUUGACCCAACUUUCAGUUGAUUUAUUUAAAAAUACAAGACUGAAACGGUUGAUAUUGCGUGAUAAUGGACUGGAUUUGACUUGGGAUGAACUGAAAAAUUUGACUUUUUUGGAAGAACUAGACGUAUUUGAUAAUCAAAUUAAAUAUUUUAAUGCCACCAAAAUUCAUACAAAUUUGCCAAACUUGAAGAAAUUCUUCAUGGAGUUAAAUUUACAAUCAUGUAAGACUGUAGAAAUUUCAAAAAAGGAAUUGAAAGAGAAGUAUCACAGUAUUGAAUUCCCAGAUGAACAUUUUUCCCAGUUUUGUGAAAGCAAGAAUUUACAUUUAUAA